Messenger RNA from Setaria italica (foxtail millet), 570 nucleotides. Its product is annotated as putative E3 ubiquitin-protein ligase SINA-like 6. The coding region runs from base 1 to 570 and encodes 189 amino acids. Gene Ontology annotation, molecular function: zinc ion binding; ubiquitin protein ligase activity. The record is from RefSeq and is a predicted model, not a curated record. NCBI's taxonomy places the organism in Eukaryota, Viridiplantae, Streptophyta, Magnoliopsida, Poales, Poaceae. Gene Ontology annotation, cellular component: cytoplasm. The transcript has a single exon.
AUGGAGCAUGUUGUCGACUCCACUAAAGUUCCUUGCCUCUAUGGCAAUCUUGGAUGCACUAAGAAGAUAACCUACUAUGAGAAAGAAGACCACGAGAAAGUGUGCCCUCAUGGGCCGUGCUUCUGGCCCGAAACUGACUGCUCCUUCUGUGGAUCAACUUCGAUGCUCCAUGAGCAUUUCGCUUCCGUUCACAUGUGGCAUUGCAUCAGGCUUUCCUACAACAAGGCAUUCCGAUUCCGCGUUGCACAGGGCUCAACAGUCCUCGAGGGUGAAGAUGGGCACUUGUUCUUGGUUAACAUGGUACUGGAGCCCGUUGGUGGUGUCAUCUCACUUUUCAGCAUCCAGCCUAACAUCACUGAAUCAAACUUCAAGUGCAAACUGGCAGUCUCAUGUCCUGAAAUGAGCUACUCUCAGGUUAGUCAGUUCCAAAUGAGAAGCACCAAUCUGUUUGAUGGGCUACCAAAGGAUCGCUUCCUAUUUGUUGUGCCGAAGGUGCUGCUCCGAGAUACCAGUACAAAUGCCACAGCCAGUGUGAGUGUGAGUGUGAGUGUGACACUCAUUCCACCAUAA